Messenger RNA from Cetraspora pellucida, 171 nucleotides. Lineage: Eukaryota; Fungi; Glomeromycota; Glomeromycetes; Diversisporales; Gigasporaceae. The record is from the annotation of a GenBank genome assembly.
GCUUUUGAAUAUUAUUUAAAAAGUACCAAAGCCGAAUAUGGACAUUGUUGUGGAAUGUAUAAUGUUGGUCGGUGUUAUCAGAACGUGAUAGAAGUAGAAAAGAAUAAAGAUUUUGCAUUUGAAUGGUAUUUAAAAUUGGCUGUUAUGAGACAUAAUUGUAAUUGCAAGUAA